Messenger RNA from Entamoeba invadens IP1, 1196 nucleotides. RefSeq lists its product as hypothetical. The annotation marks the transcript as partial. The record is from RefSeq and is a predicted model, not a curated record. NCBI's taxonomy places the organism in Eukaryota, Evosea, Mastigamoebida, Endamoebidae. The transcript is spliced from 2 exons.
AUGUCAAAAGCUAAACAAAAUCCAUUUGACGAUAAUUACGGCUCUUCCGUCAUCGAAGACUCAGAAGAAUUCCAAGAUUAUUCAACUUCUUCAACUCCUUCAAUUUCACCGGUCCUUCCAGAACUGCAGGAAGUUCCCCACGACACCCAAAUGCCUUUAACAACAACUUCAAAAGACCAAAACAGUGUAUUUGACAAAUUCAAUAAAGUGGACUUUAAAAAAGAAGACCAAAAAGACGACAAAUCAAAUUUUUUCGUUCCUUCUGCUUCCGACUCAAAUAUCCUACCCUCAGGGAAAAUAGUUGCUUCGCUCUCAAAGAUCGAAUCUGCUCGUCAACUUUCUCACCAAAAAUCCCAACGCAAUUGGAGAACUGCCAAGAAAUUUGGGAAAGCUGUAGUUUUCGACUUUGUUGGCACAUUAGAUGGGUUUAACAUGGAAAGUGAGAGUUCCAUUCUUUCUCCUCGAUUGAACCAAAAGGACGUUUCUCACAUUAAAAGUGCGACAGUUGCCUCCCCCGAACUGUUACAAAGCAAAGAUCUUUCAAAAGAAAAUUCCAAAGAAAAGUCAAAAGAGAAAGUAUCUCCGGUGGUUCCCCCGGCACUUCCCCCACCACGAAAGUCGACCAUUUCGAUCGUCCCAAACACUUCAAUCAAAGAAAAGACCAAAUUAGAAACUCCUCCUCAGAACAUUUCAUUAGCAACACCCCCGCCACGAGGGACUUUUGUGAUCAAUCAAUUCUUAAACAACGCGUGUGCGUCGCCUCCACAACUGCCACCGCCGAGGAAGUCGACGUUAGUAAAGCCACAGCAGACUUCACAAAGUCCGCAGAAGACGGAAAGAAUAGAAAUAUUACAGAAGAUCCAAACGGCUCGGGAGAACGUCACAACGCAACUCCGCAAUGAAGAAAAUGAGAAGUGCGAACAUCAAAGUCCUUCGUCGUCUCAAUCAAACCCAGUCGACCACAAUCAAAUGAAUGAACGAUUUCAAAUUGGUGAUAUUAAAACGACAGAAGAACUCCAAAAGAACUCCCAACCAACUCCACUGGGACACGACAAAUCCAUUUCAAUGUCUGUCGUCUCACAUACUUCAGAAAAAUCGGAAGUGUCGACUUACUCAUUACUCUCCCCACGAAGUCCUCCACUCGCCGUCUUCGAUGAAUACACAUACGUGAUGGGCCUCAAAUCUGUGAGAAGUUU